This is a messenger RNA of Dipodomys ordii (Ord's kangaroo rat), 762 nucleotides long. It is a transcript of the gene Atp5po, whose product is annotated as ATP synthase, H+ transporting, mitochondrial F1 complex, O subunit. Gene Ontology annotation, cellular component: membrane. NCBI's taxonomy places the organism in Eukaryota, Metazoa, Chordata, Mammalia, Rodentia, Heteromyidae. Gene Ontology annotation, biological process: proton motive force-driven mitochondrial ATP synthesis. Gene Ontology annotation, molecular function: proton-transporting ATP synthase activity, rotational mechanism. The transcript has 7 exons. The coding region runs from base 66 to 707 and encodes 213 amino acids. The record is from RefSeq and is a predicted model, not a curated record.
UGCGCCGUCGCACCCCUUUCCGCUUCUCCCUCGCUUUGACCUACAAGCCGCCGCAGAGAAGGAAGAUGGCCGCCCCGGGGGUGUCCCUGCUGUCCCGGCAGGUGAGAAGCUUCAGUACUUCAGUGGCCAGGCCCUUCAGCAAGAUUGUGAGGCCCCCUGUGCAGGUACAUGGCAUUGAAGGGCGCUAUGCCACAGCUCUUUAUUCUGCUGCAUCUAAACAGAAGAAGCUGGAACAAGUGGAGAAGGAGUUACUGAGAAUGUCACAACUUAUGAAAGACCCCAAAGUGUCGGCUGCUAUUCUGAAUCCAUAUGUUAAGCGUUCCAUUAAAGCAAAAAGCCUGAAUGACAUCACAGCAAAAGAGAAGUUUUCCUCUCUCACAGCCAACCUGAUGAAUUUGCUUGCUGAAAACGGUCGCCUCAGCAACACGCAGGGUGUCAUUUCUGCCUUCUCUACCAUGAUGAGUGUGCACCGGGGAGAGGUGCCAUGCCUGGUGACCACCGCCACUCCGUUAGACAGCACUGUUCUCGCUGAACUAACAGACGUCCUGAAGAGCUUCCUAAGUCAAGGCCAAAUGCUGAAACUGGAGGUUAAGACUGAUCCUGCAAUCAUGGGUGGCAUGAUCGUCCGCAUCGGGGAGAAGUAUGUUGAUAUGUCUGCCAGAACCAAGAUUCAGAAGCUGAGCAGGGCUAUGCGGGCAUUGAACUGAAAAUUCCCAUCAGUAAAAAUCCUUAAUCUUGAAGCAACAAUAAAUUGCUUCCUAA